AUGAAUAACCUCACCAGCCCUCCUCCCCAAAACGACCCCAACCCCACCCUCACGCACAACCUCGAUACCAAUAUCAACCAUCACCAUCGUCUCACAGCAGGAGCAAUGGGCACCGCAAUAGAUGCCUCGUCCACGCAGGCUGCACGCCCACCAACGUGCCCUCGACGCAGAAGUGAUAAACGUCCCCCUCGGGAAUUCGCUGAUGGUGUCUGGGAAAGUGGCGGGGUCGCUUGA
This is a messenger RNA of Suillus subalutaceus, 234 nucleotides long. RefSeq lists its product as uncharacterized. NCBI's taxonomy places the organism in Eukaryota, Fungi, Basidiomycota, Agaricomycetes, Boletales, Suillaceae. The coding region runs from base 1 to 234 and encodes 77 amino acids. The transcript is spliced from 2 exons. The record is from RefSeq and is a predicted model, not a curated record.